Messenger RNA from Daucus carota subsp. sativus, 1709 nucleotides. Its product is annotated as DNA repair protein recA homolog 3, mitochondrial-like. The record is from RefSeq and is a predicted model, not a curated record. Bases 203 to 1453 code for a protein of 416 amino acids. Lineage: Eukaryota; Viridiplantae; Streptophyta; Magnoliopsida; Apiales; Apiaceae. The transcript has 8 exons. Gene Ontology annotation, biological process: DNA repair. Gene Ontology annotation, molecular function: ATP hydrolysis activity; ATP binding; ATP-dependent DNA damage sensor activity.
AAACAUGAGGGAAAAAUCCCAUCCAAUUCUAAACUUAAUUAAUUUGGAUUUGAGUAGUCAUCCGCGAGACAAACACUGACUCUGUGAGGCUAAUUCCUAAACAACAAACCAAAACCAUAAACCCCGGAGACAAAGAUUCAAAUGCGGCUUCUGUCCUAGUCAUUUCUUGAGUUUCUUUCCCAAAUAUAUCUUUAUAAAUUUAAUGGCCAGGCUUUUCCGAAGCGCUGCGUUACUUAAGAAGUCGCUUCUUUCUCCGCAGGGUUUAAGAGAGGGCUUACUUGGAACCUCCUCCCAGAUUCGCAAUCUCUCUUCCAAAGGUAAAAGGAAAUGCAAGUCAGAGCUCAGUGAUUCAGGAGAAGAGAAUCUAUCUAAGAAAGAUCUUGCAUUGAAGCAAGCACUAGAUCAGAUUACAACUGCAUUUGGGAAGGGCUCUAUUAUGUGGCUUGGUCGCUCUGCCUCUCCUAAAGAAGUUCCAGUGGUUUCUACAGGAUCAUUAGCUUUAGAUAUAGCUCUCGGAAUUGGUGGUUUUCCUAAGGGACGAGUUGUUGAGAUUUAUGGUCCAGAGGCUUCUGGCAAAACAACUUUAGCACUGCAUGUAAUAGCUGAAGCACAGAAGCAAGGAGGUUACUGUGUGUUCAUUGAUGCUGAGCAUGCCCUUGAUCCAAUUCUUGCCAAAUCCAUAGGUGUAAACACUGAAAAUUUACUUCUCUCACAACCAGACUGUGGUGAGCAAGCUCUUAGUCUUGUGGAUACUAUUAUUCGGAGUGGUUCCGUGGAUGUUGUUGUUGUAGACAGUGUAGCUGCCCUUGUGCCCAAAGGUGAACUUGAUGGAGAGAUGGGAGAUGCACACAUGGCAAUGCAAGCUAGACUUAUGAGCCAGGCACUACGCAAAUUAAGCCAUUCUUUGUCUCUCUCACAGACUAUAUUGAUCUUUAUAAAUCAGGUCAGGGCAAAACUAUCUAUUACAGGUUUUGGGGGGCCCACUGAAGUCACUUGUGGUGGCAAUGCAUUGAAGUUCUAUGCUUCAAUGCGCUUAAAUGUUCGAAGAAUUGGAUUUGUCAAGAAAGGAGAAGAGAUUAUUGGAAGUCAAGUUCUUGUGAAGAUUGUAAAAAAUAAGCAUGCUCCUCCAUUUAGAACUGCACAAUUUGAGCUGGAGUAUGGGAAGGGCAUAUGUCAAGAAGCUGAAGUCAUAGAGUUGGGUUGCAAACUUAAGUUUAUUACAAAAUCGGGUAGCUUUUAUAAUUUAAAUGGUAAGAGUUACCAUGGUAAGGAUGCUCUUAAGCGUUACCUAGCUGAGAAUGUUAGCGUAAAAGAUGAACUUAUGGCAAACCUCAGAGAGAAGCUCACUGAGAAUGAGCCAGAUAAGGAUACAGAGAUUCAUACUGAAGUUGCAGGAGAUUUGACUGUGGAGGUUGCUUCUGACGAAGAAUUAGCGACUGCAGUUGAGGCAUAACCAUGUGAAUGAUAAUUAUUAUGCCUUGCUGAUGAAAUUUUGGUCCCAUUGUAACAUGUUAACAAUAUCUGCAUCUUGUUCACGGCUUCUUUAACUGCAUGAUAGAGUCGUAGUUUGGUAAUUAGGACCAACAAUCGCAAGGUUAAUCACCUUAAUAGCUCAUGAAAUUAUUCUACGAGGUCAGGCUAUAAAUAGCAACAUUGUAAGCAGGAAUUCUUAUGGAAUGACAUGAUGCUGCCUUUUCUUUUCUUCAGCA